This is a messenger RNA of Anolis sagrei ordinatus, 5796 nucleotides long. It is a transcript of the gene PRKCG, whose product is annotated as protein kinase C gamma. Gene Ontology annotation, biological process: peptidyl-serine phosphorylation; intracellular signal transduction. NCBI's taxonomy places the organism in Eukaryota, Metazoa, Chordata, Lepidosauria, Squamata, Anolidae. The record is from RefSeq and is a predicted model, not a curated record. Gene Ontology annotation, molecular function: ATP binding; zinc ion binding; diacylglycerol-dependent serine/threonine kinase activity.
CAUCAUUUCCCUUCUCUUUCUACCUACCUGCCUUAUUUAUUCCUUCCUUCGUUUGUCUGCCCCCUUUCCCCAUCGUUCUUUCUCCAGCAGCCUUCUCUUCUCCUUCCCCCUUUCCUUUCUCCAUCCUUUUUCUUCCCUUUUCAGUCAGUUCCUCUCUCUUUCCACCUGCCUUCCUCCUCCUUUCCUUCCAUCUCUCAUUUAAUUGGGUUGCCUCUUUCCUUAUCCUUCUUUCUCCGCUCCUUCACCUUUAUUUGCCUAUCCUUUCCUCCCCUUCUCCUUUCAUCUCCCCAUUCUUCUCCUUCUUCCCUUUUCUAUCAGUUCCUCUCCUCUUUCCACUUUCCUUCCUUCUUCUUUCCUACCAUCUCUCCCUCUAUUACUUUGCCGCUUUCCUUUUCUUCCUUUCUCCAGCUCCUACACCCUUUUUUGCCCAUCCUUUCCUCCCUCUCUUCCCUCUCCCCAUUCUUCUCCUCCUUCCUUUUUCUAUCAGUUCCUCUCCUCUUUCCACCUGCCUUCCUCCUCCUUUCCUUCCAUCUCUCCCUCCAUUACUUUGCAGCUUUCCUUUUCUUUCUUUCUUUCUUUCUUUCUUUCUUUCUUUCUUUCUUUCUUUCUCCUGCAUUCUUCUUUGCCCAUCCUUUCUUCCCUUCCUUCCUUCCUCCUUUCCUCUUCCUUCAGCUCCUCUCUUUCUACCUGCCUUCUUCCUCCUUUCCUUCCAUCUCUCCUUCAGUUGGUUUGCUUCUUUCCUUAUCCUUUUUUCUCCAGCUCCUGCACUCUUCUUUGCCCAUCCUUUCUUCCCUCUCAUCCCUUCUCUUUUCCUCUUCCCAUUCUUCUCCUUCUUCCUUUUUCAAUUAGUCCCUUUCUCUUCCCACCUGCCUUCCUUCCUUCCAUCCAUCUCUUCCAUCCCCUUUCCUCAUCUUUUUUUGUCUCCAGUCCCUGUACCCUUCUCUUUGAGCAUCCUUUCCUUCCUCCUCUUCCCAUCCCUUCUUCCCUCUUCACCCCCCUUUUUGCUUUUCUUUCCUGGGCACUUGGGCAUCUCUGCCAGGGGGCACCCCACCAUGGCACUGCUGAGCUCCCCGACUGAGACUGAGUGCUUGACCAAGCCACUUUUCUGCCGGAAGGGGGCACUUCGCCAGAAGGUCAUCCAUGAGGUGAAGAGCCACAAAUUCACAGCCCGCUUCUUCAAGCAGCCCACCUUCUGCAGCCACUGCACGGACUUCAUCUGGGGAAUUGGAAAGCAGGGGCUGCAAUGCUUAGUGUGCAGCUUUGUUGUUCACAAGAGAUGCCACGAAUUUGUCACGUUCGAGUGUCCUGGAGCUGGGAAAGGACCCCAGACAGAUGACCCUCGAAGCAAGCAUAAGUUCAAGUCCCACAGCUACAGCAGCCCAACCUUCUGCGAUCACUGUGGCUCCCUUCUUUAUGGGCUGGUCCACCAGGGAAUGAAAUGCACCUGUUGUGAGAUGAAUGUGCACAAACGUUGUGUCCAUUGCGUGCCUAGUUUGUGUGGGGUGGACCAUACAGAACGCCGGGGGCGCCUGAAACUCAACAUCGAGACAUUUGGGAGCGAUGAGAUCCGUGUGACCGUUUUGGAAGCACUGAACUUGAUCCCGAUGGAUCCCAAUGGGCUCUCAGAUCCCUAUGUGAAAAUCAAGCUCAUUCCCGACCCUAAAAACCAGACGAAGCAAAAGACCCGGACAGUGAGAUCCACACUCAAUCCAGUCUGGAAUGAAACGUUCAUUUUCACCCUGCAGCCAGGUGACAUGGAACGGCGGCUCUCCAUUGAGGUGUGGGACUGGGACCGGACAACCCGCAAUGAUUUCAUGGGAGCCAUGUCCUUUGGGGUCUCAGAGCUUUUCAAGGGCCCUUUGGAAGGCUGGUACAAAUUGCUCAAUCAGGAGGAGGGCGAAUAUUAUAGUGUCCCUGUGGCUGAUGCAGAAAACUGUGGGCUGCUGCAGAAAUUUGAGGCCUGCAACUUCCCUUUGGAGCUCUAUGAGAAGGUUCGGCACGGCCCCAUCCAGUCUCCAUCUCCAAGCCCUACAGAUUCCAAGCGUGGCGGAUUCUUUGGUAUCAACCGCUUCCACAUCUCUGACUUCAACUUUCUCAUGGUGCUGGGCAAAGGCAGCUUUGGCAAGGUGAUGCUGGCAGAGCGCCGUGGAACAGAUGAGCUGUAUGCCAUUAAAAUCCUCAAGAAAGAUGUGAUCAUCCAAGACGACGAUGUAGAAUGCACCAUGGUGGAAAAGCGAGUCUUGGCAAUGGGAGAGCGUCCCCAUUUCCUAACCCAACUGCACUCUACUUUCCAAACUGCGGACCGUCUCUAUUUUGUAAUGGAGUAUGUCAACGGAGGAGACCUGAUGUAUCACAUCCAGCAGGUUGGGAAAUUCAAGGAACCGCAUGCUAUGUUUUAUGCUGCAGAAAUCGCAAUUGGUCUCUUCUUUUUACAUAACAAAGGAAUUAUAUACAGGGAUUUGAAGCUGGAUAAUGUAAUGUUGGAUGCUGAUGGUCACAUUAAGAUUACAGAUUUCGGGAUGUGCAAAGAAAACAUUUUUCCCGGCAUCACAACCCGGACUUUUUGCGGAACGCCUGACUACAUUGCUCCAGAGAUUAUUGCCUAUCAACCAUAUGGGAAGUCUGUGGAUUGGUGGUCAUUUGGUGUCCUUCUGUAUGAAAUGUUGGCUGGGCAGCCACCCUUUGAUGGAGAAGACGAAGAUGAACUCUUCCAGUCCAUUAUGGAGCACACCGUCUCCUAUCCCAAAUCACUUUCACGGGAGGCUGUCUCUAUCUGCAAAGGGUUCUUGACCAAACACCCACUGAAGCGCCUGGGCUCAGGGCCAGAGGGAGAGCGGGAUAUUCGGGAGCAUGCCUUUUUCCGUUGGAUGGACUGGGAGCGACUGGAACAGCUAGAAAUUGCUCCACCUUUCAUCCCCAGGCCAUGUGGCCGGAGUGGCGAAAACUUUGACAAGUUUUUCACGCGGGCACCCCCUGCCCUGACACCCCCCGACCAGUUGGUCAUGGCGAGCCUUGACCAGAGCGAAUUCCAAGGGUUCACCUUCAUCAACCCUGAUUUUGUGCACCCCUCCACCUUGCGGUGUGGCAGCUUGUCCCCAACCGGGUUGCCCAUCUCCCCGACGGGAUUGCCCCUCUCCCCAACAGGCAUCCUGCCCUCCCCGACUUCCCUAGUGUGAGAAUGGAUCCUCUUGAUACCCUGGGAUACUCAUCGUCCCUAAGUCAAGCCUUGCCUGUAGAACUCUGCUCCCGAGAGCAUGACUCCAGCUUGAAGCCCAGCCCUAACCCUGAGCUUAUACAACCUCUCCUCCAUUUGCAUUCUGUUGAUUGCCUCUUCCGGUGUGUUGCUUCCUUCCUCCUUUACCUCCCUUAGGUGAGUCCAAACUGGUGAGGUUAAGAAAGAAAGCACACACACAUGUAUACACACACAUACAGUCACUAUAUAUGUAUUUCUAGAGAAACAGAGGCCAGCAUUCACUUGGGGACUUAAGUCAUUGUAAGUGGACUUGGGUCUGCAGGAAAAAAGAAUUGAGCAGUGUCCAUACUCAGCAAGAGGUUGACUUUAUGUAAUUCAAGCGAAAUGAGUGAUGUUCAUUGAGACCAUUGCAUCAGGACCAAUGCACAAUCGGUCCCAAUGCACAAUGGUGGCGAUUGGGACACUCUUGCCAAUGUCCUGUCAUGUCUAAUCACAAUUCACUACCAGAGUUCCUUCGCAUCUCAGCUAGGUAGCCAAGUAUGUAAAAAGGCACUCAGUGUAGACCAUGAUACAAAAUUCUGGCCAAAGUUUGAAUACGCCGAGUUACAGGAGUCCCUCUUAAGUGACAGUGGAUCUUUUUUGAACAUCCCAAAGUUUCAGUGAUGAGAGAAUCCUCCCACAAGGAUGGUAAAACAUCAAAACAUCCGGGCGUCCCCUGGGCAACGUCCUUGCAGACAGCCAAUUCUCUCACACCAGAAGUGACUUGCAGUUUCUCAAGUUGCUCCUGACAUGGAAAAACAAAACCAAAACUGAUGUUGUGUUAUCUCAAACGCUGCAUAGCAUUACUGUGCAAAUAUUCUGCAGGAACAUCAGUGCUUGCACCACAAAGGUGCCCCACAACCCUGGUCUGGGAAGGUUUCCCCCGAAUGCCCCUUUUUAAAAGGCCAAAAAAAGAGAUGAUAGUUUUGCCAAAAUCUAGAUUUGAAGAAAGAGACAGAGCUAUAUUUGUUUAUUGAGAAGUGGUGGGUAAAACGGAUGAAGUCUGACACGGGGUGACUCAGGACUUGGCCUUUCGCCUCAUUCCAAAGUUUUCUCCCAAAGUUGCCUUUGGAAAAUGAAAUGAAUUUGUGACCGUACUUCCAUGAAGUUGUGUCUUCACAACUGAGAUCCAACUCUGCAGCAGUCACUUUACUCUUUGGGAUUAAAUUAGUAGAGUACAAGAUUAAGAAAUAAUCAAAAGGCGAUCAAUAAUCAUACAUGCAGAUCUGUGAAUUAUUGCUCCAUUAAGCUAUAUCAUAAAGGAUGGAGGUCCGAGGGUCAGUAUUUAGCUAACGGAACACCUCACAGGCCAGACGAGCCUAGAAGUGCCCAAAAUUUCAUGAUAGUUUUUUAAAAAGCAAGUAAAGAGUAUCUAUUGUUGCAAAUCAAAACAAAGUGUAGGUGGCCUACAUAUUGUUUUAAAGCAGUGUUUCUCAACCUGGGGGUCGGGACCCCUGGGAGGGUCACGAAGGGAUGUCAGAGGGGUCACCAAAGACCAUCAGAAAACACAAUAUUUUCUGUUGGUCAUGGGUGUUCUGUGUGGGAAGUUUGGCCCAAUUCUAUUACUUGUGGUGUCCAGAAUGCUCUUGGAUUGUAGGUGAAAUAUAAAUCCCAGCAACCACAACUCCGAAAUGUCAAGUUCAAUUUAGCCCAUACUCCAACAGUGUUCACAUUUGGGCAUAUUGAGUAUUCAUGCCAAGUUUGCUCCAGAUCCAUCAUUGUUUGAGUCCACAGUCCUCUCUGGAUGCAGGUGAACUACAACUCCAAACUCAAAGUCAAUGCCCACCAAACCUUUCCAGUAUUUUCUAUUGGUCAUGGGAGUUUUGUGUGCCAAGUUUGGUUCAAUUCCAUCAUUGGUGGAGUUCAGAAUGCUCUUUGAUUGUAAGUGGACUAUAAAUCUCAGCAAUUACUCCCAGAUGACAAUAAAUUCCCCCCAACCCCACCAGUAAUCAAAUCUGGACGUAUCGGGUAUUUGUGCCAUAUUUGGUCCAGUGAAUGAAAAUACAUCCUGCAUAUCAGAUAUUACAUUAUGAUUCAUAACAGUAGCAAAAUUACAGUUAUGAAGUAGUAAUGAAAAUAAUUUAAUGGUUGGGGGGUCGUCACAACAUUAGAAACUGUAUUAAGGAGUCAUGACAUUAGGAAGGUUGAGAAUCACUUUUUUAAAGCAAGAUCACAAAUCCUAGACAUUUUUACCUGUGGUGAUGGUCUACAGCCAGUGGUUCUCAACCUAGGGUCCCCAGAUGUUUUUGGACUUCAACUCCCAGAAAUCCUAAAAGCUGGUAAACUGCUGGGAUUUCUGGGAGUUGUAGGCCAAAACACCUGGGGACCCACAGGCUGAGAACCACUGGUCUAUACUGAAGCGGUGCAGGAACGUCCUGAUUUGGUGUUCUUUGUCUUAGUUGCACAUAACAAGCUUUCCCGAUCAGGUCCUGUCCAUGCAUGUAGGACUACAACUCCCAGCAUUCCCUGCCAGCAUGGUCAUUGAAGGACACCUCUUCAGAGAAGAUGUGUCUGCAUAGGAUGAACUUUUCUUCAUAGGUUUUAUUAAAAUAUUCAGGGGCAAA